This is a messenger RNA of Oryza sativa Japonica Group (Japanese rice), 2719 nucleotides long. Its product is annotated as putative disease resistance RPP13-like protein 1. Lineage: Eukaryota; Viridiplantae; Streptophyta; Magnoliopsida; Poales; Poaceae. Gene Ontology annotation, biological process: defense response to other organism. Gene Ontology annotation, molecular function: ADP binding. The record is from RefSeq and is a predicted model, not a curated record.
CAAAUUCUGUAGUAGUCCACUUCUGUUCCACCCUUUCCCUGGUGGACUCCAUAACUGCGGUCAACUCCAUCUUAUUACUGAUUCAUCACUGCGGAAUGAACUCAUUAAACACAAGGGGGGCAUGGGCCUCUAUGGCGAGCUGAUGUAUCCGAUCGAAAGAGCUUGGAAAGAGCAGGGGGGGAUUCGAGCAAAAUCAAAGGUGCCUUGCAGCUUCGGUGGUGGAAGAAGAAACCAGUUGUUGAUGCUGGUAGGUCUGGUGGUUUCAAGCUAGCAGUUACAUGGCGAUGCUGAGGCCGGCGGCCAUGGAUUUGUUCCUGUCGGCGACGUCCAUCGUCUCCAACGCCAACGAAUGGUUCGAGUUCCUCGGCACGGCCUUCUCCGCCGCGUCGUUGCUGCUAUCCCGGUGGAGGCGUCGGCGGCAAGGGGACGAGGCGGAGAGGAGGCAGCUGCAGUGGAAAGGGCAGGACGCGAAGAUGAAGCAGCUCCACUACUGCAUGCUCCAGCUCCCGGAUCUGAUCCACCAUGCCGAGUGGCUCAGCUUCGUCAAGGACGACAAGGAGGUGGCCAAGCUCCUCCCCGAGCUCAAGGCCAGGGUGCACGACGCCUACGACCUCCUCGAGGAGUUCAAUCACCACCACCAUCACCAGCAGCAGCUCCAACUGGAUCUGGGUCAGGACGCCGCCGCGGAGAAGGCCGGGGACGAUUUCUUGCAGAGCAUCGCCGGUGGCAACACGGUGAGGGAGAUCCUGGAUGAUCUCAACUGCCUGAGGAACACGCUUGAGGGUGUCAUUGACCGCCAUGCUCGCUCCGAGCCGCAUCAGAUUGGCAAGCUGCUGAGGCCGGCCAUGACCUCUUUCUAUGACAAAUCCAAGUUCCGCAGCCUUGAGGAUGAGGUGAAUGAGCUGCUCGAGUUACUCGGGGUGAAGAUCUGCUCGGCACGGCCACACAAGCGGCGAAUCAAAGGCGAAACCGCUUCGGCUAGCAAGAGGACCAAGCGGAACAGCGGUGUCCCUUCUGCAUCCACCAGGACAUCAUGCAGCAAUCAGGAAAUUGCAUCUGACAAUGUAACUGUCUUAGCGAUAUCUGGCAUUGGUGGUGUUGGGAAAACUACUUUGGCUCGGCAAGUUUACAAUGAUGAGAGGGUCAAGGGGUAUUUUGAUGUCAGGAUCUGGAUUUCUGUCUCGGAUGAUUUCAAUGUCAAGAGAUUAACUAAGGAGUUCAUAGAGUUCGCUCUUGCGAAUUGGAUGCAGUCUGAUAAUCUGUGUAACCUCCAGCAGAGUCUCACUGAAAGCAUUGUCAAGUUUAGGUUCUUGCUUGUUCUUGAUGAUGUGUGGGACGAUGUAUAUGCUAAUCAAGACAACAGAUGGCAGAAUUUCCUUGAGCCAUUGAAGUCUGCCCAACAAGGGAGUGCGAUUCUGUUGACGACAAGGUCUCAAAGGGUUGCGGAUCUAGUGAAUGAAAACAGGCACUUCCGACUGGAAGGUCUGCCGCCUACCAUUUUCGAUGAAUUUUUUGAGGCGUGUGCAUUUGGCUCAGAUCGCUGCGGUGUUAAUCCAGAACUGAACCCCAUUGGGAAAAGGAUAAUUCCACAGCUGAAGAGGUGUCCUUUAGCUGCUGAAACUCUUGGACGUUUACUGAAGCCUAUGCUGGAUAGAGAGCACUGGAAUCAGAUUGCAGGAAGUGAGUUGUGGGAGCUGAAACAGGAGAAAUAUGACAUUUUGCCAGUCCUUCGCUUGAGCUAUCUGUAUCUACCUUCCUAUCUGAGAAACUGUUUUUUGUUUUGCUCCAUGUAUCCUAAAAACCAUCAGUUUGACAAAGAUACUCUGGUGAACAGUUGGAUAGCAGCUGGGUUAGUUGAGUCCUGCAAGGGUGGCAAGCUAGAAAGCAAUGGAUACCAAUAUUUUGAGGAUCUACUGCAUAGAUCCCUUCUUCAGAAGGAAUCAAACAGCCCAACGGAUUCCAAGUAUGUUAUGCAUAAGCUGAUCCAUGAUAUGGCACAACUGAUUUCUGAGCACGAGUGCUUCAUUGUAAAAGGCGAAACUGAUCUGACAAAAAUCCCUCAAGGCGUUCGCCAUCUUUCAAUAAUUGGCAGUAGUAGUCUCAGUGAAACCAACCUAAUAAUGGUAUGCAAGUACAAAACGCUGCGCUCCAUUGUGUGCCAUGGUGUUGAGACUUACAUACUUACUGCUGUAGCGAAGUACUGGUUUGAAGAACUUACCAAAAUACGAAUGCUGGGUUUCCUGUCCUGUGAGGUGAACUCUCUGCCUGAGAACAUUGACAACCUGAAGCUUCUCCGGUACCUGAAUAUCAGCGAUUGUACUUUCGAAGAGCUUCCUCAAUCUUUUUGGCGACUUCAGAAUUUACAAAUUGUAGAUGCUCAGAAAUGCCGUGUCCAACAAAUUCCUGAUGACUUCAAUCGAUUGGGUAAUUUGCAGAGAUUUAAGUUGAGGGGUAGAAUUAUCAAACAACCCGGCACUUAUGAACUUUAACUUACAAGAUAUCCCGUGAGAUUGAUGAAUUACAUCUACGAGCUUAUUGUACAGUGUAAGUGAUGAUCCAAUUGUACCGUAAAAGUCCUCUUCAAAAUAGGUGGACAUGUAUAACUGCAACAUCAGUGGUCACCUGUGAACUCUGUAAUAUUGUUAUUUGACGAAAGUAGGAUAUAUGGACAGUUGCUCCGGUUGAUCUUAGACAUGUGUGACGAAAGUUAUUACCAUCA